AUGGACUCUAAAACUCCCCGAUCAUGGCUGAUCACAGGCGCCUCAUCCGGCCUGGGUGCGGCCCUGGCACUGGAGGCUCUGGCCUCAGGCGCGAGAGUGACGGGGGCCACUCGAAACAUAGACAGGGCCAGACAAGCAGUCCCCGAGUUUGAGGUACGGGGCGGCAAGUGGCUGAGGCUUGAUGUGACGGGCCAAGACUGCGAGACGACUGUCCGGAGUGCGGUCGAGGAGAACCAAGUCGAUGUUCUGGUCAACUGCGCCGGCUAUGCGCUUCUCGGAGCCCUGGAGGAUAUCAGCGACCACGAGAUAUCGGCCCAGCUCGACGCAAACUUCACUGGCCCGAUCCGCUGCAUCCGCGGCGCCCUCCCGGCCUUUCGUGCCCGGGCAGUGAAGACCGACGUAGCUGCUGGCCACGAUCCAGAGGUCACAGCGCGUCCGCAUCCCUCACCUGUGAUUGUCAACUUCAGCAGCGGCGCGGCUCUGAUCGGCGUGCCAGGCCGCUCGCUCUACUGCGCCUCCAAGUUUGCCCUCGAAGGCAUGACGGAGGCCCUGGCCAAGGAAGUUGAGCCGUGGGGGAUCCGAGUGUUUCUGGUCGUACCUGGGGCUUUCAAGACGCCGUUCUCGGAUACAUGUGUGGUGGCGGAGCGCGGCGGCGAGGCGGUCUCGAAUGCGUAUCGUGGUACGCCGGCGGACAGGAUUGUCCGAAUGACAAAGAACAUGGCUGCCGAGGGCCUGCUCAAGGGCGACCCGGACAAGGCUGCGCAACGAGUGGUUGAGGCGGUGGAGGGGACUGGGAUGGCAGCAGGCGUGGACGAGUUGGCGCUGUUCAGGCUGGUGCUCGGUUCCGAUUGCCUGCGGGCUGUGAGGAUCAAGAUGGAUGCGCUCCAGGCGAACUACUCGGCGGUCGAGGCCAUUGCGCAGAGCACUGAUCUGAAGUGA
Molecule: messenger RNA, 939 nt
Organism: Microdochium trichocladiopsis
Lineage: Eukaryota; Fungi; Ascomycota; Sordariomycetes; Xylariales; Microdochiaceae
Exons: 2
Coding region: 1-939 (312 amino acids)
Molecular function (GO): oxidoreductase activity
Source: RefSeq, a predicted model, not a curated record